GGCGGGAGCUUCUGUCUGAGCGGACCUGGAAGGUGGCGGCGGCUCCUCUAGCCUUCUCCCGCUUGGGAUCCCCAGCGCACUGCAGCCGCUUGCUCGCCGGUCCCCGUCCCCGUCCCGGUCCCCGUCGCGCGACCGGAGCGCUGCCCCAGUUAUUUGGGGCAGAGCAGAGGCCAGAUGUCUGAUUUGGAGCACAUUGUUUAAUGGUGCCGAGCCUGAGUUUUAUCAUCUGCAGGCUGCUGUCUUCACCAUGAUUCCCUGCAGAGCGGCACUGACUUUUGCGCGAUGUCUGAUCCGGAGAAAAAUCGUCACACUGGACAGUCUAGAAGAUUCCAAACUCUGCCGCUGCUUAACCACCAUGGACCUCAUCGCCCUGGGGGUUGGAAGCACUCUUGGCGCUGGGGUUUAUGUCUUGGCUGGGGAAGUCGCCAAAGCAGAUUCUGGUCCCAGUAUUGUGGUAUCCUUCCUCAUCGCCGCCCUGGCCUCGGUGAUGGCAGGACUUUGCUACGCUGAAUUUGGGGCCCGAGUCCCCAAAACUGGAUCUGCUUAUCUAUACACAUACAUAACGGUUGGAGAACUGUGGGCCUUCAUCACUGGCUGGAAUCUCAUUCUGUCAUAUGUCAUAGGUACAUCCAGUGUUGCAAGAGCGUGGAGUGGCACCUUCGAUGAACUUCUAAACAAGCAAAUUGGUCAGUUUUUCAAGACGUAUUUCAAAAUGAAUUAUACUGGCCUGGCGGAGUACCCAGACUUUUUUGCUGUGUGCCUUAUACUACUUCUGGCAGGUCUGUUAUCCUUUGGAGUAAAAGAGUCUGCUUGGGUGAAUAAAUUCUUCACAGCUAUUAACAUCCUGGUCCUUCUCUUUGUCAUGGUGGCUGGGUUUGUGAAAGGAAACGUGGCCAACUGGAAGAUCAGUGAAGACUUCCUCAAAAACAUAUCAGCGGGUGCCAGAGAACCGACUUCUGAAAAUGGCACGAGCCUCUAUGGGGCUGGUGGCUUUAUGCCCUAUGGAUUCACAGGAACUUUGGCUGGUGCUGCAACUUGCUUUUAUGCCUUUGUGGGAUUUGACUGCAUUGCAACCACUGGGGAAGAGGUCCGGAAUCCCCAAAAAGCUAUUCCCAUUGGAAUAGUGACUUCCUUACUGGUUUGCUUCAUGGCCUAUUUUGGGGUUUCUGCAGCUUUAACGCUUAUGAUGCCUUACUACCUCCUAGAUGAGAAAAGCCCACUUCCGGUAGCCUUUGAAUAUGUCGGAUGGGGUCCUGCCAAGUAUGUUGUUGCUGCAGGCUCCCUCUGCGCCUUGUCAACAAGUCUUCUUGGAUCCAUUUUCCCAAUGCCUCGUGUAAUCUAUGCUAUGGCGGAGGAUGGGUUGCUUUUCAAAUGUCUAGCUCAAAUCAAUUCCAAAACGAAGACACCAAUAAUUGCUACUUUGUCAUCGGGUGCAGUAGCAGCUGUGAUGGCAUUCCUGUUUGACCUGAAGGCUCUUGUGGACAUGAUGUCCAUCGGCACCCUCAUGGCCUACUCUCUGGUCGCAGCCUGUGUGCUCAUCCUCAGGUACCAACCUGGCUUGUGUUACGAGCAGCCCAAAUACACCCCUGAGAAGGAAACUCUGGAAUCAUGUACCAAUGCAACCUCGAAAAGCGAGUCCCAGGUCACCAUGUUACAAGGACAAGGUUUCAGCCUCCGAGCCCUCUUCAACCCCUCUGCUCUGCCCACCCGACAGUCCGCUUCCCUCGUGAGCUUUCUGGUGGGAUUCCUGGCCUUUCUCAUCUUGGGCCUGAGUGUUCUGACCACGUACGGAGUCCAGGCCAUUGCCAGACUGGAAGCCUGGAGCCUGGCUCUUCUCGCCUUGUUUCUUGUUCUCUGCACGGCCGUCAUUCUGACUAUUUGGAGGCAGCCACAGAAUCAACAAAAAGUAGCCUUCAUGGUCCCGUUCUUACCCUUUCUGCCGGCCUCCAGCAUCCUGGUCAACAUUUACUUGAUGGUCCAGUUAAGUGCGGACACGUGGGUCAGAUUUAGCAUCUGGAUGGUGCUUGGCUUUCUGAUUUACUUCGCUUACGGCAUUAGGCACAGCUUGGAGGGUCACCCCAGGGAUGAGGAAGAUGAUGAAGAUGUUUAUUCAGACAACAUCAGCGCAGCAACAGAAGAGAAAUCCGCCAUGCAGGCAAACGACCGUCACCAAAGGAGCCUCAGUUUACCUUUCAUAUUCCAUGAAAAGACAAGCGAAUGCUGAUGCCGGCCCACACCACAUCGCCUAUAAGGAGUAAACUAUGCGGGGCAUCACCAUCGUGCUGGGAUGCCAUGAGAUUGCUACAGACAUGGCUCACCUAACUUAUACUUCCUCCUCCAGACAGCCUCUCUUCAGAUGGUGAAUUAUUGUGUCUGGGGAAACUGCCUGAGCGCACUCCUCAGCAAUGAGUAUCCCCAAAGUAACGUGUCCGUGUGCGUCCAUGUGUGUUUGGGAAUGUGAAUUUUAAAUGUUCUUGGCUUUUGUUACUGUGACGUUCUUCCAGCGUCGUGAUGGGUGGCAUAUACGGCACAUGCUAAUAGAGGGUGUAUUGCGGGACAGAAGUGUGUUCUGAUAUGUCCUGGGAGGUUAGGUCUAUGACUGUCAACUUGGGCGUACUGAGAAUGCAGCCACCUGUCGUGAUGUUUAGCAGUGAUCAGGGUGAGCAGGAGAUAAGGAAUGAGCCUUUUCUAUACAUUACAGUGCCUUUAGAGUUAUCACACGUUGUCUUCUUCUACUUGCUAGGACUUUACUAAACUUUACAGGGGGAGCGUGCCUUUAUUCAGUAUGACAGGAUGGAGAGGCAAGUCUGUGACACCAGAUGGUCAGUCCUGUUUUUGAGAGCCUUGGUCCUUAAAUAGAAUGCUUCUGCCUGCUCUAAGUGGCAUGUUCCCCCAACCUCACCUCCAUCAAGGACUCAGGAGAGCUACUAGGACCUGCUCGGGACCCUUUAAGCGAGAGAAUGAAUGUGGUCCCAUCCCACGGCCAGAGGACCAGAGAGACUUAGAGAGGCUCAGACAGGCUUUCUGUUUUUAAAAGUGAGUGAGGGCAGUAUAAGCCCCUGUGUCCCAUGUUUGGUGGAAUGGUUCAGGCUAUUUUCUGUUACUUAAUACCCAAUCACAGCUCAGCUUCUGUUGCUACAUCAAUCGCUCUUUUGCUCUGAUAUUUUCUCUGACCUACAUGGAAAUAGACGUGAUAGCAAAUUCUAUCUUUGCAAUGUAAAGAAGAAGAAGAAGAAGAAGAAGAAGAAGAGGAAGAGGAAGAGGAAGAGGAAGAAGAAGAAGAAGAAGAAGAAGAAGAAGAAGAAGAAGAAGAAGAAGAAGAAGAUGAUGAUGAUAAAGGGAUGCAGGAACAUAUUGCUAGUCCAAUUUCACAGGGCAUUUGAGCCCAAUUUGUGGAUUUUAGACCUAAUAAACCUCUGCUGUUUCUUUUAGAAAUGUUUAGAGAUUCCUGCCCCCAUCCCAUCAUUUACCACUUUUUGCUUCAUUUGCUUUUAACUGGCCUCAUUAAACCUAUUAACACAGCUCUGAUAUUAUGCAAUAAAUCAUCAGUUACUUUCAGAACACAGUUUUUUAAAACUUUGAGUUAAAUAACCAAAUCGAAUUAAAAGCACAGUGAUCUUUGUAUAUGACUAAAUAAAUUUUAUAAGUAAGAUUCUCUGAUUGCUACAUUUUACUUUAUAGGGUUCUCUGAUAGUGGAUUAUGAAUCUCCAAUCAUUCUUAUUCCUUGUGAGUUAAUUUUGUAUAAAUAAUUAAAUGGUGUAUUAGAUAAAUCUAGAGGCCAGACAGGUAACACAGGGGCGGCACUCCCAGGCAACCAUGCGUUACCAGGAAUGCUAGUUGCCUUCUGUAAUCCAAAGACAAGGAGAUUAAUUGCUCUUUCAUAAUCCUUCUAAGAGAACAUUGAUUUUACUGAUGCCGUUUCCAAGCAGUUGUCGUCCUCCGUGUGGAAGUAGGCGUUAAUUGUGGCUAACUUUCAGCUAAGCAGACACAGGUUCUGGGCUCCUGGUUGUUAACGAUGCCUCCCUGACCCAGGGCUUAGCGCUGACAUUCCAAAGUUUCCAGGGUGCACGUGAGAAAAUCCAAAGCCCAGAUACUCUUUCCAGCUGCUUGCUUUACCACAGAAGAAAUGUAGAAGAAGCAAAGGCUAAAGUAGUAUGAGAAGCACUGUAACAUGGACAGGGAUUCUUGUUACCAUUAGUAGCUGCUGCCCAGGGAGGGAGAAGCAGGGUUGAGCCCGCUUGUCAGUUAAGUAGUCCCAAGCGGUCAGCAUUACACACUUGUCCAUCCAAGCAAUACUAAGUGGACUCAGCAGGUUACAUACAUACACACACAUGUAUAUAUGUAACAAUAAUAAAGAAGAGGUCAUGGAUUUAAUAGGGAGUAGGGAAUUUUGGAGAGGGAAAGGGAGGAUAGAAAUUAUCAGAACUAUAUACUCACAUAAAAAAUUCUCAAAAAUUUUAAAUUAAAAAAAAUACUGCUUUUACAGCAGUGCCCUUCACACAGAAAACGUGAACAAGGUCAUACAUGAAUCUCUGAGUUUCUUACUGUAAUAAAAACAGAUAUGUCUGACCGUGGUAGGCAACUAGAAGUAUUGUGCCCACUGAGGAUGCUCACACCAAAACACGUUGGAAACACGGAUGCCUGUGAAAGAUGUUUUGCCAGAGACCAUGCUCUUUCUGUGAAGACCCAAAUGGAUAAGCAAAUGUGUAUAGUGUUUAUAAACACAUUGACAUAUGUUUGUGUGCUGUAUGUUUGUCUGUGUGUUUGUGGGGGGCUUUCGGUUAUCAGCGUGUAAGUAAGUUGGGUUUAUGAUGAGCUUUGGAUGUGAUAUUGUUACAUAGAUAAAAACCCAAUUGAUGUGGAGAGAGACUAGUGUUUUAUAUAGAUAGAUAUUUUAGAUUUUAAGCUAUUAUAAAAUUUACAAUUUUAUAUGUAUGUUUUCAAUAGAUAGAUUCUUUAAGACAUAUUUAUCAUGUUUCUAAUAUGAAAUCACUAAGCUCUAGUAUAUUAUGACGGGUGCUUUUGAAUCUGAAUGGAGUAGGGGUAGGAACCUUGGGAUGUUCUUGUUUAUUUGUUUCUGUGGCAUUGUUUCUGACACACCUGUGCCUGUGCGUGCUUGCCAGCAAACACCAGUACUACCACCUCUUUGCCAACCCUCUGUCCCCCUGAACUUGAGUUCAUAACACUGUGAGCAAAGCGUCCUUUUCUGUUUUGUAGGAUCACCCAAAUAUUUUGUAUAGAUUUGACUAGUGAGCAAAUGAUACAGAAAGUCAAAUGUGGACUCCUUCUAUUCAUCACGGUGAGCAACAGUUUGUAGUACUUUAUCUUUUUCUUACCCUGAGAACUGUGUUGUUGGCAUUUUCAGUGAGAUGGUCUCCUCGCAGCACCUUAACUUCAUACUCUUCACAAAAAAGAAUGAUCUGGGGAUUAGCACAUAAAGAUCACACCAAUCAUUUACUUAAAAGGGUGCUUAUGAAAACUCAGGUUUAGAAACUCCUGAGAAAAACUUAACUAGAAUCUAUGAGAUAUACUAAAAUAUCUCAAUCUUGUUUCCUUAGUGAAACAAGUCAAGGAAACUAACCAAAAUGUUAUAUAUGUAUGUAUCAACAUUAAUAUGUAAAAUUAACAUCGAAACUACUGUUGGUUUGUUAACUUGAGUUAAACGUAACUAAUUUAAAAAGAACACCAGCAUCUGAAUAGUCUUCCUAAAGAAGAAAAGGUUAGAUAAUUUUAAUCUUUAUAAAGCUUUUCUUUUAACCAAAUUUUUCCCACGUCCUGAAUGUUUUCUAAUAAAACACUGUGAUUCAGAAUUGUUGCUAGAUAAUUUUCUAAGUUUGUUUGACCGUCUAGUAGAGGUGAAGGAGAGUGAUUGCCCUAUGGUGCUAAGGAGACAGAAGGAAUAACUGCACCUUACCUUCUCCCAUCAUAUAGUGUAGCAGGGUGUGCGCACACACACAUGCCUGUGUACAUUCACGCACAUAUGGUGGCUAUGUAAAGAGAGAAAAUCAGAGUGUGUCCUCAAACCACCACCCAGAUGAUGACAUUGCACUAAAAUCCCAGCUCUUGCUUCUUUGCAGCACUACUUGGGAUUUCUCCAGAUACCCUUCAAGUGAUAGUCCCUAAGAUACAGUUUCCAUGGCACUUUAGAAGAUGAUAGUCCCUAACAUACAGUUUCCAUAGCACUUUAGAAGACAAUAGUCCCUAAGAUACAGUUUCCAUAGCACUUUAGAAGACAAUAGUCCCUAAGAUACAGUUUCCACAGCACUUUAGAAGAUUGGUUUCGAGCGUUGUGAAUGGGUGGUUCAUAUUCACAUAGUGUGUAGGGGUUGGUGGCAGGGGUGCUGUUAUCUGGUUUUUUGUUGUUGUUUUGUUUUGCUAGUUCCAAAACAGUGCCUUCUCUGUACAUGUUUUACUUUAUAUAUCAAGGAAAAGUACUGAAAUUCAUGUAGUAAACAAUGCCAGCAAAGGUCAUCUUAGCUCUAGAUGUGAAGAUAAGGUCGCUAGACUUCACUGUUUAGCUGAGGUGGUUUUUUUUUUCCUUAUAUACUUGUAUUUAAAGAAUUUAAAAUAGCUUUGUGGGUUCUGAGAGGUCUGAUACUACUGUUGUGGUACUGGUUUAGGUGUUGGCUUUUGUAGAAUUCAUAAUUGUUUAUAUUUACACAGUUUUUCUCUUAUUGGUUUCAGAUGUAUUCUGUUAUAGCAUAACCCUAUUUUAACACUACUGGUCAGGAGUUCUCUACUUGUCUGUCCUUACCCAAGUCCUGAAGCUGCUGCUACAAUCUCUGGACUCUAAGCAGCCUUUCUGACCCCUGACGGCACCAUAGAGAUUUCCAGCUAGGAGCCCCGUUUAAGGCCAUGACCAGGCAGCCUGCUGUACAGGGGUGUCUGUGCUUACAUUCUGGAGGUAGAGUAGGAAGUAAAGAACUUCUAAUGAAUUACGGUCAUGUGGAAUCCUUAACUUCAGUUCUAGGUAUCUCAUCAGUCUGUUUAGGGGAAUAAGGACCAAGGAAUAUCUGUGACUCGUGGAGGGGUGUGGCUGUGUCUUGGAACUGGCAUGGUAGGGCCUGGCCUGCUGGAUUUCCUGCAUGGUCAAGAGCCUGUUGGUAAGGAGCUUUGUACUGCCAGCAGGGUGGCCUACUGUACCCACACCUCGCUGAUGAGCCCCACGUUUUUCAUGUCCACUAGCAAUGUCAAAUUGUUUUAUUGCUUUAUUUUGUUAUUGUUAUAUUUAAUAGCAGUUGUGCAUGAAGGCCUAAAACAAUCCAGAACUUCUGUGUCUACAAAACCCGACAAGUACCAUAUUGUAAGUACUUGUGCAAAUGUAAAAACGUUUUGUUCAUGAAAUAAUUUUGAUGUUUUUAAUGGUAAUUGGUGUUCCUUUUUGUAUAUAAAGUUGAACUCCUUUUUUUAGAAUUUGUAAUAAAAACUAUUGCUGCUUCAGCUGUUAUAAUGUUAUGCUUUAUAAUGUAACCAUGUGUUUUUAAAUAAACCUUAAUAUGACUUAUAA
This is a messenger RNA of Microtus oregoni (creeping vole), 7508 nucleotides long. RefSeq names its product solute carrier family 7 member 2 (gene Slc7a2). The coding region runs from base 248 to 2224 and encodes 658 amino acids. The record is from RefSeq and is a predicted model, not a curated record. Gene Ontology annotation, molecular function: amino acid transmembrane transporter activity. Gene Ontology annotation, biological process: transmembrane transport; amino acid transport. Gene Ontology annotation, cellular component: plasma membrane. NCBI's taxonomy places the organism in Eukaryota, Metazoa, Chordata, Mammalia, Rodentia, Cricetidae. The transcript is spliced from 13 exons.